AUGAAGUUUAUGAAGUUGGGUUCCAAGCCUGAUGCUCUUCAAGCUGAUGGAAACUCCAUAAGGUCAGUGCCAGUAGAUGCAAAAAAUCCAAAUGAGGUCCUAGUGGACCCUGAGAAAAUUUACAAGGGUGGAAUUCAUGCAGAAAGAAGGACCCGUUUCCCAAUGAUAAUAAGGUAUGUGUCAUCUGAAUUGGCUACAGACGUUUCUGUUAAUGUUGGUGAUGUCAAGUAUCACCUUCACAAGUUCCCUCUACUGUCAAAGAGCAACCGACUACAAAAAUUGGUAUCAAAAGCUAAUGAAGAGAACUCUGAUGAUGAUAUUUACUUGGAUGAUUUCCCUGGAGGACCAAAGGCCUUUGAAAUAUGUGCGAAAUUCUGUUAUGGAAUGACUGUUACUCUUAAUGCUUACAAUGUUGUUGCUGCUCGUUGUGCAGCCGAGUAUCUUGAGAUGACUGAGGAUGUUGAUAGAGGAAACUUGGUUUUAAAGAUUGAGGUGUUUCUUAACUCAAGUAUCUUCCGCUGCUGGAAGGAUUCUAUAAUUGUUCUCCAAACUUCUAAAUCUCUUCUGCCAUGCUCUGAGGACCUGAAGAUCAUUGGGAGAUGCAUAGACUCCAUAGCUUCUAAAACUAGUGUGGACCCAGCAUACAUCACUUGGUCUUACACUUAUAAUAGGAAAUUAACUGAGCCUGAUAAAAUUGUUGAGGACAAGAUGACAUUUCUAGAGAAAAUUGAGUCUGUUCCUAAGGAUUGGUGGGUUGAAGACAUAUGUGAGCUGGACAUUGAUCUUUACAAACGAGUACUGGUUGCUGUGAAAUCAAAGGGAAGAAUGGAUGGCGUUGUUAUUGGAGAGGCGCUAAAAACCUACGCCUUAAGAUGGAUACCUGAUUCUGUCGAAACAUUGGUUUCUGGUGCCAAUGCCUCAAGGACUAAAUCUGUGGUAGAAACAAUUGUAUGUUUAUUGCCAUAUGAUAAUGGCAUUGGUUGUUCGUGUAGUUUCUUGCUGAAGCUAUUGAGAGUUGCCAUAUUAGUUGGAGCAAAUGAGUCAUCAGCAAAAGAAUUGACGAAGAGCAUUAGCCUCAAAUUGCAUGAAGCUUGUGUCAAAGAUUUAUUGAUUCCAGCAAGGUCUCUCCAGAUUACUACGUAUGAUGUUCAUUUGGUACAAGGUCUUUUGAAUCAAUAUAUGAAUCACGAAAAGGGGAGCUGUGGUAUGGACGUUGUCCAGGAAAAACAUGGAGAAGAUACAUAUAUUUUAGGACGAAGGUCCUUAUUGACUGUUGGCAAGUUGGUGGAUGCUUAUCUUGGAGAAAUUGCACAUGAUCCUAAUCUUGGCCUCUCUAGUUUUGUUGAUCUGUCACAAUCCAUUCCAGAUUUUGCUAGACCAGAUCAUGAUGGUCUAUACAGAGCUAUAGACGUCUACUUGAAGGAGCACCCAGAAUUGACUAAAGCAGAAAGGAAGAAACUAUGUGGACUGAUGGAUGUCCGGAAAUUAACAGCUGAUGCUUCCAUGCAUGCUGCGCAGAAUGAAUGUCUUCCUCUUCGAGUUGUAGUUCAAGUUCUGUUCUUUGAUCAGGUCAGGUCUUCUAUCAGCUUUCAAUCACUCGGCAACAAUAGCACGCGUGACCCUUCACCCUCUCCAAUGAAUCGAGAUGAGGGGUAUAAGAAAACAAUGGGAGAUAGCUGCCAACCCAUCAAGAACCAGAUGACCCAUUUGAGGAUCAAGGAUGAAGAGUUACAUAAAAAUGGGAAAUUAGGUAAGAAGAAUAGCAAAAAUAGCAAAAGUGGCCUUCAGUUGCUUCCAUCAAGAUCAAGGAGAAUUUUUGACAAGUUAUGGAGUGUGAGAAAAGUACAAGGAGAGAAUAAAAGCUCAGAGACUUCAGGGAGUUCUAGUAGCCCAACUUCCUUAGGCCAUGGGGAUACCAAAUCAUAUGGCCUAUCUUUGAGACACCAGAGGCAUUCUAUCUCUUAG
This is a messenger RNA of Sphenostylis stenocarpa, 1965 nucleotides long. Lineage: Eukaryota; Viridiplantae; Streptophyta; Magnoliopsida; Fabales; Fabaceae. The record is from the annotation of a GenBank genome assembly.